UCACCCUUGGCUGUUCGAACGCACCUCCGCCCAGCAGUUGAGCGAAACCACGGGGCCGUAGCGCGCCGAGGGGAAUCAACACCGACCCCCCGCCCCAGGACGAGCCAUGCCCCUCCCGGGGGCGGCCCCUCGGCGGGCACAAAGCCGGGUUCGGCCGCUGCCCAGGCAGUAGUGUGCCGUUGUCCCGGUGCGGUGGCUCAUCCCUUCCGUCYGCCGGGCGCCGCCCGCCACCUCCGCAGCGCCCGCCCUCCAUCCCUGCCUGCCYGCUCUCGGCGGGCGUGGGGCCGCGCAGCGCCGCGCCAUGGAGGAGGCGGCCGCUGCUGCCGGCGGACCGCCGGCCGGGGCUGCUGUUGCCGGGGCUGCUGCUGCCGGGGCUGCGCCAUCGCCCGCGGCUGARCCAUCGCCCGCGGCUGCUGCUGCCGGGGCAUCUCCGCCCAGGGUUGCUACUGCCGGGGCUGAGCCAUCGCCCGGGGCUGCUGCUGAGGCUGAGGCUGAGCCAUCGCCCGGAGCCGCUCCGCUCCGGCUGCUGUCGCUGCUUGGGGCCAAGCUCUGCACCUGGUAUGUUUGGAAAACUGUAAUUCUGGGCCAGGUGCUCUCCUUGUUUAUCUGUGGGACUGCUGUUACAAGCCAGUACUUGGCAGAAACAUUUCAAGUGAACACUCCAAUGCUGCAAAGUUUCAUCAACUAUUGUUUGCUGCUUCUAAUUUAUACAACACUGCUGGCAUUUAGGACUGGCUGUGCUGGUAUGUGGCAGAUUUUGAAACAGAGGUGGUGGAAGUAUAUUAUUGUGGGACUGGCUGAUGUUGAAGCCAAUUACUCAAUGGUAAAAGCCUACCAGUAUACAAACCUCACGAGUGUGCAGCUCCUGGACUGUUUUGGGAUUCCUGUGCUGAUGGCUUUGUCGUGGUUCCUUCUCCGAGCAAGAUACAGGCUGAUACAUUUUUUUGCUGUGGCGAUCUGUUUGCUGGGUGUAGGAACAAUGGUGGGUGCAGACAUUUUGGCGGGGAGGCAGGAAGGUGAAGGUAGUGACGUGGUGAUUGGAGAUGUCUUAGUGCUUCUUGGUGCUUCUAUGUAUGCCAUUUCUAAUGUGGGUGAGGAAUACAUUGUGAAAAAACUGAACAGAGUGGAGUUUCUAGGAAUGGUGGGCUUGUUUGGGACUAUUAUCAGCGGUCUACAGCUAGCCAUUGUGGAACAUAAGGAGAUAAUGAGAAUUCAGUGGAGCUGGAAAGUUGCACUGCUGUUCUCAGCCUUUGCCUUGUGCAUGUUUGGUCUGUACAGCUUCAUGCCAGUUGUGAUACAAGUCACCAGCGCAACUUCUGUCAACCUGGGGAUUCUCACUUCAGAUCUCUACAGUCUCUUCUUUGGCCUUUUCCUGUUUCACUACAAGUUUUCAGGUCUUUACAUCGUGGCCUUUGUUGUCAUCAUGGUGGGMUUCAUCAUGUACUGCUCCACUCCUACUCGGACGGCAGAACCCACGACCCUGCCCCAUCCCGGCAGCACCGGCUUGGACAACGCUGCCCUAAAGCUCGAGGAGAGCGACAGUGAAGCUCCAGCUGUAACUGUGCAGUUCACAAGGGGAGAAAGUGUUGUGGUCAACACUGAUUAAAGAAAUGGCAACACUUCAAAA
Messenger RNA from Malurus melanocephalus (red-backed fairy wren), 1627 nucleotides. It is a transcript of the gene SLC35F2, whose product is annotated as solute carrier family 35 member F2. Gene Ontology annotation, molecular function: transmembrane transporter activity. The coding region runs from base 302 to 1606 and encodes 434 amino acids. The transcript is spliced from 8 exons. Gene Ontology annotation, cellular component: membrane. The record is from RefSeq and is a predicted model, not a curated record. Gene Ontology annotation, biological process: transmembrane transport. Lineage: Eukaryota; Metazoa; Chordata; Aves; Passeriformes; Maluridae.